CCUACGCGUUGUGUUUAUAUGGAUGUAGCUUGUUGUAAUUAAAGAAAUGGAGACCACACCGAAGACAACCAAAUCAAAACCUGUGUACGGCACACCCUGUUAUUUAAAAUCAAGCUCAUGUGAAUCCAGUAGUGUGCAAAAGCCAAAACAGCAGAUGAGUUCUUCUCUGAAGGAACGACUGAAAAGAUCAAAACGUUCCUUCACCUCUCCUGUUUCCGUGGCCAAACGUCUUAACAUCGAUGAUGACCAACUUCCCUCAACAGCAGACAAAGAGACCGAGCAUGGUGCCGAAACAGACAGACCGAAGAAUAUUGACAUCAACAGAAAUGAGAUCACGCCCAGUGAAUGUCCAGAGACUAGAAGGGCUGGGGUCCCUGGCCCCAUGCCUGAAUCAGCUCAACCCACUCCUAUAGACUUGCUACAACUACGAGACCAAUUGAAGAGAGAGGUUAAAGAAAGGACCGAGAGACUACGGCGACUGAAGAUGGUUAAAAUGUACAGAAGCAAGAAUGACCUGACACAGUUGAGAGUUUUGAUUGACAAGUGGCGGAGUUGUAGUCAGGCUGCAUUGUAUGAGCUCCAGUCAGAUCUCCCCAUAGAUGGCAGGAAAGCCAGCAUCUCCCAGCUAAUUGACCUCUUUGGUGUAGAGGACCGCAUACUGCACUUUAACCGCACAGAAGAGGACUUCACCAAUGCAUAGACCCACAUGCCUUCUGUUCAUAUUGUCACAAAUCAUAUUAAUUGCUUAUCAGAUUUGUCAUGCAGAUUUCCUGCCUUUGUUGAAUAAUCUAGAUUCAAUCUUAUGUACUGGAUGUUUUUCACCCUAAAUUUACUAUGAUCCAGAAGUAAUUUGAGUGAAAAAAUAACAUUAAUUUGCCACUUCAUCAGUUUAAUUUCAUACUGUUACCUACCAUAGUAAUUUAUAUUAGUUCUAUAUUUAAACAUGAAAAUCAAUUUGACGUUUUGUUAAUUUUUUAAAAAUAAAGUGUUUCCUAAAUGUGUCAGUUAUGUUUUAGCUGAGCGAGAGCGGGGAAGGACUUCAUCCUCAUGCGUUCCACCUCUGCCCUGAGGGUAGCCACCUCCUCAGCCUGGGCCCUGGCUAGCUCCACCAGCUUCUUCCUCUGGAUGAUCUCCUGGUACCUCUCCUCUGCAUCACUCUCAUGGUUCUCCUCCAUGGCUGAGCAGAGCAGCAAAUAGCAUCACAGUUCAUUAGAUGAUUCAGUGGAAGUGUUAUAGGAAAUGAGACAUCAAGGGGCAAGUUAGGGGUUAAAAACAACAACGCAAUGGAACAAUAUCCACCACAUGUACACAGUGAUGCCAAUAAAGAUCCUGAUAACAUCA
Messenger RNA from Oncorhynchus tshawytscha (Chinook salmon), 1341 nucleotides. RefSeq names its product SWI5-dependent homologous recombination repair protein 1 (gene sfr1). Gene Ontology annotation, cellular component: Swi5-Sfr1 complex. Lineage: Eukaryota; Metazoa; Chordata; Actinopteri; Salmoniformes; Salmonidae. The transcript is spliced from 3 exons. The record is from RefSeq and is a predicted model, not a curated record. Bases 47 to 700 code for a protein of 217 amino acids. Gene Ontology annotation, biological process: positive regulation of DNA-templated transcription; double-strand break repair via homologous recombination.